Messenger RNA from Eleginops maclovinus (Patagonian blennie), 4804 nucleotides. It is a transcript of the gene adamts18, whose product is annotated as ADAM metallopeptidase with thrombospondin type 1 motif, 18. Gene Ontology annotation, molecular function: metalloendopeptidase activity. Gene Ontology annotation, biological process: extracellular matrix organization; proteolysis. The record is from RefSeq and is a predicted model, not a curated record. NCBI's taxonomy places the organism in Eukaryota, Metazoa, Chordata, Actinopteri, Perciformes, Eleginopidae. Gene Ontology annotation, cellular component: extracellular matrix.
GUGUUCCCCGGCCGACACCGCUGCUCCUCACACACACACACCCAUACAUACUUACACACACACACACGCACACACUCACACUCAUGAGUGCGCCUUGCUUCAGUGCGCACCCCGGCUGCUGCAACCUGCCGACUUCACCUGAACGAGCAAACGAGAAAAAAACUCUAAAACAAUGCGUGCAUAUUGCAUUAUGCGACACCGCAGGUUAUUACAACUUUUGCGCUCUUUGAAAAGGUAACGGGGGAGGUGUAAGCGUGCAUGUCAUCACCAUGGAUUGCCUUUUUCUUCUGAUAUGGACUUUACCCAUCCCGCUGGUCGGCUGCAUCCCAGUCAAGUUCCUGUCCACCCUCUUGUCCUGGAAUAUAAUCAAGACGCUGCACAUUUACUGCUCCCACACCUCCCAUACCGUUAUGGCCAGCUAUUCUUCCAGCGACAGCCACGGAUUAAAUCACGACUACGUGUUUGUAACCCCUGUUGAGGUGGACUCUGAUGGAGGAUACCUGACCCACGAUCUGACCAGGCAAAGUCAUCGCAGCAAGAGGUCACUCUCUUCUUCUCUGCACUAUCGGCUCUCUGCCUUUGGGCAGGACAUGUACCUGGACCUGCAACCGUCUACUGUUAUCGGCCCGGGGUUCUCAGUGCAGACCCUGGGCUCGAACGGCAUUGCCACCGUGAUGGAUGAUGUAGGGUUUCACAACUGCUUCUAUCAGGGAUUUAUCCGUAACCUGUCGGCCUCCUCCUCGGCAGCCAUAUCUGUGUGCUCUGGACUGUCAGGUUUGAUCCGUGUGUCUCAUGAGGAGUACUUGAUCGCCCCCCUGCCCCAACAUCUGGCUCAACAACACAACUACAACUCCCCCGAUGGCCACCACCCGCAUGUGGUCUACAAACGCUCAGCAGAACACAUCGUCCACAAAAGAUCUAGUGGGCCGUACAACACCAGUUUUUCAACACCUGACAAACCGUACCUUAACCAUCAUCAGCAGCAGCAUGAUCACCACGACUAUCAGCAUGGAAAGCUGCAGAGGCAACACUUCUGCGGACGCCGCAAGCAAUAUGCUCCCAAGCCUCCCACUGAGGACAGUUUCAUCAUGCCGGACGAGUUUACGAUACCUGAGGCAGAAGGGCCGGGAAGGUCAAAGAGAUCGCCCUUUAACACCAACAGGGUGGGGGGUCUGAAUGUGGAGACCCUGGUGGUGGUAGACAGGAAGAUGCUGGAGAAACAUGGCAGGGACAACGUCACCACCUACGUCCUCACUGUCAUGAAUAUGGUUUCCAGUCUUUUCAAAGAUGGCACCAUUGGGUCCGACAUCAACAUUGUGGUGGUUAGCUUGUUGCUACUUGAACAGGACCCGCUGGGCUUGACCAUCAAUCACCAUGCUGAUCAGUCCCUUAACAGUUUCUGUCAGUGGCAGUCAGGUCUGGUGGGGAAAGGUGGAAAACGACAUGAUCAUGCUGUUCUCCUCACCGGACUGGACAUCUGUUCCUGGAAGAAUGAGCCCUGUGACACCUUGGGUUUUGCACCCAUCAGUGGGAUGUGCAGCAAGUACAGGAGUUGUACCAUCAAUGAGGAUACAGGACUAGGCUUGGCCUUUACUAUCGCUCACGAAUCCGGACACAAUUUUGGGAUGAUCCAUGAUGGUGAGGGGAAUCCUUGUCACAAGACAGAAGGCAACAUAAUGUCUCCAACUCUGGCGGGAAACAACGGGGUCUUCUUCUGGUCCACCUGCAGUCGACAGUACCUCAGCCGCUUUCUUGGAACAGCCCAGGCAUCCUGUCUGGUGGACGAGCCAAGGCAGAUCGGUCAGUACAAAUACCCAGAACCUCCUGGGCAGCUGUACAACGCAGACACGCAGUGCAAGUGGCAGUUUGGCUCCAAGGCCAAACUGUGUAGCCUUGAUUUUGUCAAGGACAUCUGCAAGUCGCUGUGGUGCCAUCGAACAGGGCACCGGUGCGAGACCAAGUUUAUGCCUGCUGCAGAAGGCACCAACUGUGGCCCUGACAUGUGGUGUCGGCGUGGGCAAUGUGUUAAAUACGGGGAACACGGCCCUAGGGCAGUACACGGCCAGUGGUCGACCUGGUCUCAGUGGUCUGACUGCUCCAGGACCUGUGGAGGGGGGAUCAUGUACAGGGAGCGCUCCUGCAACAGCCCAAGGCCACAGAACAACGGUAAAUUUUGCUCAGGCUCCAGCCGUCUCAACCAGCUGUGUAACACUCGGCCGUGCCCGCUCAACGCUGUGGAUUUUCGGGCCCAGCAGUGCGCUGAGUACAACAGCAAGCCAUUCAGGGGCUGGUACUACAAGUGGAAGCCCUACACCAACGUGGAUGAUGAGGACAUAUGUAAGCUGUACUGCAUCGCUGAAGACUUUGACUUCUUCUUUGCCAUGGCCAGCAAGGUCAAAGAUGGCACAUCCUGCUCUGACCACAAAGGAGAUGUUUGCAUUGAUGGAGUAUGUGAGGCAGUAGGCUGUGACCAGAUUCUGGGCUCAAAGGCCUCUCUGGACGCCUGUGGGGCCUGUAAGGGAGACAACUCCACUUGCAAGUUCUUCAAGGGCCAAUACACCCUUCAACACAGGGCCAACGAGUACUACUCCAUGGUAACAGUCCCAGCAGGGGCACGAAGCAUCCGUGUUCAGGAAAUGGAAGUCGCCACCAGCUACCUGGCCGCCCGCUCUCUGAAAAGGAAGUACUACCUGACCGGGGACUGGACGGUGGACUGGCCGGGGAAGUUUCACUUUGGUGGGACUGUGUUUGACUACCAGCGCUCUUUCAACAAGCCGGAGAGCCUUUAUGCUGCGGGACCUACUAAUGAGACGCUGGUGUUUGAAAUCCUCCUGCAGGGAAAGAACCCGGGUGUGGUGUGGGAGUACACCCUGCCACGCACUGAGAGGAAACCCGACUACAGCUGGGGCGUGGUGCGCUCCGACUGCUCCGCUGCCUGUGCUGGAGGUCGUAUCUCGAACAAGGCCAUCUGUCUGCAGGACCAAAAGGUUCAGGUCAACUCCACCAUGUGCAAUCCCCACACCAGACCAACACUGGGCUCCCAUCUCUGCAACACACAGCCCUGCCCUGCAUAUUGGGCGACUGGUGACUGGGGUGCCUGCAGUCGCUCCUGUGGAGGAGGUCAGCAGACCAGGACGCUGCGCUGCCUGAGGAAAGUGACCUAUCAGAGGGAGGAGGUGGUGGUGCACUCCCUCUGCCCCGUCAUCUCUCCGGCCCAGGUCCAGCCCUGCCACACCCAGGGCUGUCCCCCUGAGUGGAGCACCGGGUCCUGGUCACAGUGCUCAAAGACCUGUGGCCGUGGCCUGAGGAAGCGGACCGUGUUUUGCCGCAGUACUGAUCCCGGGGCCAAAGCGGUGGUGGUGCCUGAUAGCAUGUGCAGACAGCACCACAGACCCAAACCCCAGGAGACCUGCGUCCUGCGCCGCUGCCCAAAGAAUGAGAGGCUACAGUGGCUCCCUACUCAAUGGGGAGAGUGCUCCAGGUCUUGUGGCUCAGGCACCCAGAAGAGAGAGCUUCGCUGCGGGGAAAGAAACUCACAGGGAGGGUAUGUGGACUUCCCCAUACGGAGGUGCAGGAAUAUGGCCAAACCCCUGGUGGAUCUCCAGCAGGGCUGCAACCGAGGUCCAUGCCCAGAGCUCCCUCGGGUGAUCGCUGGCAGGAGCGGAUCCAGCCCUGUAGUCCUGGGCUGGUACUCCUCUCCCUGGCAACAGUGUUCUGUUUCCUGUGGCGGGGGAGUCCAGACCCGGUCCAUCCAGUGUCUCCGACAAGGCCGCGCCGCAGCCGGCUGCCAGCCACACCAGAGGCCUGUCACUUCCAGGGCAUGCAACACACACUUUUGCCCCGCUGCCUCCCCGGCUAUGGCGCAGCGCCCGAGCUGGGUGACAGCUGCUGGACCAACACUGAAAGCAGAAGAACACUGUGUGGACCAAUUCAGCUGGUGUCACCUGGUUCCCCAGCACGGUGUUUGUAACCACAAGUUCUAUGGACAGCAGUGCUGCAAGUCCUGCUCCAGCAAGAGCCAGUAGAGCUCUGUUACCUCUGUGGCUUCAGACCUCGGGAGAAUACAACACCACAGAGGCCCUUAGGGGCGAUUUCUCACAAACAACACACAGAACUGUGCUCCACACUUGUGUGUUCUCUUCCUGGAGUACUUGACUAAUGCAUUUUGAAAAAGAAGAGAAAGAGAGAAACCAUGGACUCUUUGUGUUAAGAGUCCAUGGCAUGAACUGUCAAAGUCAUAAUUUCAAUGACCACAUUGUAACUGGAAAGACAAUGCAAAUCACAGAACACUUGUUGUAAUAUAUAUAUAUAUAUAUAUAUAUAUAUGUUGUCGUUUUGUUGAGUGUUCUCCUUUUGAAACCUCUAAAGCUACAAGCCAUCAAGAGAACAGGAAAGGACAAUAGCGUUUUAGCUUGCUUACAUGUUGUGUUUUUAAAGGCGUCUGGUUUCAAACGCCUUUAUUUAAGUUAUUAUGGUCCGUAAUAUUAUGAUUUUACAUUUUUUGUCAGGUGUACAGUGGAUCUGUGACAUGUAUUUCUUUGAUUGGAUACUAUAGGAUUGUGCCAGUCACCCUUGGAUCCAUGUUUUUAUGAGAUUUUAUUCGAGGCAUUAGUAAUCAAUGGUCAUAUGCCUUCUGCACUUCCUUCUCCCUUCACAUUCUCUCCGCUUGUUAAGUUUACUGCUGCUGAAUCAUCUGGAACAAGCUGGGGAACACUUUUCCUGUACAUUCCAUUCAUGUUAACGUUAUGAAAAUAUCUGUGUACGUCAAACAUUGUAUCCAGUCACGUUGUAAGUGGUCACUCUG